Molecule: messenger RNA, 5109 nt
Organism: Rotaria sp. Silwood1
Lineage: Eukaryota; Metazoa; Rotifera; Eurotatoria; Philodinida; Philodinidae
Source: the annotation of a GenBank genome assembly
AUGUUUUAUACAUCAUUACCAACAAUUGUUCAUAUCUCAAAUGAUGAUUCACAUAUAAAUGAAACUGAUCGUUUUCUUAAUGAGCGUGAUUUACCAGAUUUAUCUAAUCUUGAAGAAACAGAUAAAAAUAAAUUACCAUUUCCAGGUUUUAUAGAAAAAACUUUUUAUUGUCUUCGACAAAGGACACCACCACGUUAUCAAUGUUUAAAACUUAUAACAUGGUCAUGGUUUGAACGUAUAAGUAUUUUUGUUAUUUUGCUUAAUUGUAUUACACUUGGUAUGUAUCAACCAUGUGCACAUCAUACUGAUAUAGAAUUAUCGAAAAAAUGUGAUACACCACGUUGUAUUUGGGUUCAAACAGCAGAUCAAUUUGUUUUUAUAUUUUUUACAAUUGAAAUGUGUAUUAAAAUGAUAGCGAUGGGAAUAUGGGGUAAAGGAACUUAUCUUGCGGACUCAUGGAAUCGACUUGAUUGUUUUAUUGUUCUUACUGGAUUCGUGGAAUUGUUGAUGCCAGGUGAUAAUUUAAGUCUAACAGCUAUUCGUACAGUUCGAGUACUUCGUCCAUUACGUGUCAUUAAUCGUGUACCAUCAAUGCGUAUUCUUAUUAUGCUUCUACUUGAUACAUUACCUAUGCUUGGUAAUUUACUUGUUCUCUGUUUUUUUAUCUUCUUUAUCUUUGGUAUUAUUGGUGUACAAUUAUGGAAAGGAUUAUUACGUAAUCGUUGUUUUUUACAAUUGAAUACGACAAUUAUAGAUAAUUAUGCAAUAUACGAUGAUUUUCCUUUACAAUCUUUUUAUAUUCCUUCUGAUCAAGAUUCAUUUAUUUGUUCUGAUCCAUCAUCGAAUGGAAUGACAAAAUGUUCAGAAAUUCCACAAUUUCAUCGUGAUAAUAUGACAUGUGAACUUGAUUUUUAUUCAUUGAAUUUAUCAUUAACGAAUAAUGUAAUAAAUGGAUGUAUUAAUUGGAAUCAAUAUUAUAAAUUAUGUGCUAUUUCUGAUCAAAAUCCAUUUUCUGGUUCGAUUAGUUUCGAUAAUAUUGGUUUAGCAUGGUUGGCUAUCUUUCAAAUAAUUAGUCUUGAAAGUUGGGUUACUAUAAUGUAUUAUAUACAAGAUGCUCAUUCAUUUUGGGAUUGGAUUUAUUUUGUAUGUCUUAUUGUUAUUGGUUCAUUUAUUAUGAUGAAUCUUUGUCUUGUUGUUAUUUCUGCACAAUUUAGUAUAACAAAAAAACGUGAAACACAACGAAUGUUAACUGAACAAAAACGUUUUUCAGGUUCAUUAAGUACAGUAACAAGUGAUCGAGUAGGUUCUUGUUGGGAAGAAAUAAUUAAAUAUUUUCAACGAUUAUUAAGACAUGCAUGUAAACGAUUCAGAAUAUUCAUGAAAAAUUAUCGACAAAAACAUGAUAAGGCUAAUCAAAGACAUCAUCAAAAAGUAAUAGCAACAAAAAAAUUAUUAACAUCAAAUACAUUACCUUCAUCUAAUGUCAAUAUAGUUUCGUUAACUCCAUUAAUUAAUCAAAAACAUCGACCGAAUUGUCGAUAUUAUCAAUCUCAAUCAUUAUUAGUACCAAUGCCAUUACCAAUAUCGAUUGAUCAUGACACUGAUACAUGUAAUAUUUCUCCAACGUCAAUAAAUGAUAAUUCACUUAUUGAAAAAAAUGAAAAUCUUGAAUUUGAACGGAAUGAACAACUAAUAGAAAGUAAUGAUAUGUGUGAUUGUUAUUAUCAAGAUGAAAUUGUUAAUACGUCCGAUAAUAAUCAAAUAGAAGAAGAAAAAUUAAAAUUUCAUCAACGAUGUAAAAUCUGUUGUUGUUCACAUUUUACAAUGAUACGAAAAUUAAUUUUACGUUUUGUUACUAGUAAAUAUUAUGAUCACAUUAUUCUCUUGGCAAUUGUUACAAAUACAUUUACAAUGGCUAUUGAAUAUCAUGGACAACCACAAUCCUUAACAAAUAUAUUAGAAUAUAGCAAUUAUGUUUUUGUUGUUUUAUUUACAAUUGAAAUGUUAUUAAAAAUAAUUGCUGAAGGUUGUUUAAAAUAUAUUAAAAAUGCAUUUAAUAUAUUUGAUGGUGGAAUUGUUUUAAUCGGUCUUAUUGAAUUAUUUGGAGCAAAAAAUAGUGGAUUAUCUGUUUUACGUACAUUUAGAUUAUUACGUGUACUAAAACUUAUUCGAUUUAUGCCAACAUUAAGACGACAAUUAGUUGUCAUGGCAAGAACAUUGGAUAGUGUUGCAGCAUUUUUAUUAGUAUUAAUGCUCUUCAUAUUCAUUUUCAGCCUUCUUGGUAUGCAUUUAUUCGGUGGUGAAUUUUGUACGCUUGAAGCAUUCAAUAAAACAUCACGUAAACCAAUGGAUUUAAAAUGUCGUUGUUGUACAUGUGUCGAAUGGAAUUUAUUAAAAAAUUCUACUGAUCUCAAAGAUUUAACAUGUGUACAAGAGCGAGCAAAUUUCGAUUCACUUCGUGUUGCAUUAUUAACCGUAUUUCAGAUAUUAACACAAGAAGAUUGGAAUGAAGUACUUUAUAAUGGAAUGGAAAAGACAAGUCCAUGGUCAGCAUUAUAUUUUAUUGCACUUAUGAUAUUUGGCAAUUAUAUAUUAUUUAAUUUACUUGUUGCUAUUCUUGUUGAAGGUUUUUCAAAUGAUAAAGAAGAUAAUUCAACAAAAAGUAAUAAUACUAUGGAUAGAUUGGACAAACCAGAUCCAUUUAAAACACAAGCAAUUAUUACAGGUAAUAUUCAAAUACCUAAGGAACUCGAUGAAUCAACAAGUAUUGAACUCAGUAAUGAUAAUAAUAAUAAUAAUGAUCGACGACAAGAUACAUUAGUUGGUACUUUACUUAGUACAAAUUUUGAUCAAUCAUUUCCAUUAUUAUCAACACAAUAUUUUAUUGUUCAUGAAGGGAAUGCUAUUGAACAAGAAUCGAAUAAUAUAACAAAUAUUGAUCAAAUACCAAGAAGACAUGAAAACAAUGAUAUAAAUACAGAAUCUAAGGCGAAUAAUACUAUACAACUUGCUAGUAGUACUCAACUACCAGUAAAUGAUCAAAAUGAUAUACAAUUAGAUGUGUUAACUGGAGAUGAUAAUAUACAACUGGAAUUAACAACUCAGAAAUCAGGCGUUAUUCGAUCAUGUUUAAGUCGAAUUUGUGGACAACGAAUAUUUGAAUGUUUAAAACAUCGAGAAAACUAUUCACUUUAUCUUUUUUCACCUUCAAAUAAACUACGCAAAAUAUUUCAACGAUUAAUUGUACAAAAAUCAUUUGAUUAUUUAAUUCUUUUCUUUAUUCUUUUCAAUUGUAUUACACUUGCUAUGGAACGUCCAUCAAUUUCUCCUAUAAGUUUUGAACGAAAAUUUUUGAACUAUACUAAUUAUAUAUUUACAGCUAUAUUUACUAUUGAAAUGAUGAUUAAAAUAAUUGCAUGUGGACUUUUUUUCGGACCUCAUACAUAUUUACAUACUGGUUGGAAUGUUAUGGAUGGAUUUCUUGUAAUUAUUUCACUUAUUGAUAUUAGUAUAAUGCAUCAUGGUAGUAGUACAUUAUCUACAAAGUCGGAUACAACAUCACAUAUUAUGGGCAUGUUAAGAGUUUUUCGUUUAUUACGAGCAUUACGACCACUUCGAGUUAUUAAUCGAGCACCUGGUCUUAGACUUGUCGUACAUGCUUUACUUUCAUCAUUGAGACCAAUCGGUAAUAUUGUUAUUAUUUGUUGUGUAUUCUUUAUCAUAUUUGGUAUUCUUGGUGUUCAGCUAUUCAAAGGUAAAUUCUACUAUUGCGAAGGUCCUCUUAUUCGUAAUCUAACAACAAAACAACAAUGUGAAUCUAUGUCCGAUCAUCAAUGGCAAAAUCAACAAUACAAUUUUGAUAAUUUGGGUCAAGCUUUACUAACAUUAUUUAUUCUUUCAUCAAAAGAUGGUUGGGUAACAAUAAUGUAUAAUGGUAUUGAUGCUGUUGAUGUUGACAUGCAACCAAUAAAGAAUUAUAGUGAAUCAAAAUUAAUUUAUUUUAUAUCAUUUAUAUUAAUUGUUAGUUUUUUCGUUUUGAAUAUGUUCGUUGGUGUUGUUGUUGAAAAUUUUCAUAAAUGUCGAGCUCAACAAGAACUUGAAAAUGAAGCUCAAAAUAAAUUAAAAUAUAGAAAAAAACUUGAACGUAAAAAACAUCUUAUGUGUAAAUUACCAUAUUAUACACAUUUUUCACCAUGGCGUAAAUAUUUACAUGAUUUAUGUAUUAAUAAAUAUUUUGAUUUAAUUAUUGCUGUUAUUAUUGGUUUUAAUGUUAUUACAAUGUCACUUGAAUAUUAUUCUAUGCCAUCUAACUUAGAUAAAUUUCUUGAAUAUUGUAAUUAUGUAUUUACGUUUGUAUUCUUAAUUGAAUUUAUAUUAAAAAUUAUUGCACUUGGACCAUCACAUUAUUUUAAAGAUAAAUGGAAUCAAUUGGAUUCAUUUAUUGUACUUUUAUCAAUAGUUAGUAUUGUAAUGGAACAAAUUUCAAGUGAACAUAUUCUUCCAAUAAAUCCUACAAUUAUUCGUGGAAUCAGAGUAUUGAGAAUUGCACGAGUACUUAAACUAUUGAAAGUUGCUAAAGGUGUUCGAGCUCUAUUAGAUACUGUUAUUGAAGCUCUUCCACAAGUUGGAAAUUUGGGUCUUUUAUUCUUUCUUCUUUUCUUUAUCUUUGCUACACUUGGUGUUGAAUUAUUUGGAAAAUUAGAAUGUAGUGAAGAAAAACCAUGUAGUGGUCUUGAUAAACAUGCACAUUUUAAAAAUUUUGGUAUAGCUCUUCUUACAUUAUUUCGUAUUGCAACAGGUGAUAAUUGGAAUAGUAUUAUGAAAGAUACUUUACGUCAAGAUGAUUCCACUAAUGCUGGAAAAAAUUAUUUUAUGACAAUAAUUUCACCUAUUUAUUUUAUUGUUUUUGUUCUUGUGGCUCAAUUUGUACUUCUCAAUGUUGUUGUUGCUGUAUUGAUGAAAAAACUUGAAGAUUCAAAUAAAAUGACAGAUGAUGAUGCUGAAACAUAUGAAGAAAUUGAACAACAACUUGAACCUGAUGUACAUAAUGGAAAUUAUGUUGAACAAUCAUUACUAGACGCAAACACAGUUCAUAUAGAAGAAAAGUAA